AUGCUGUUUUUGCUUUGUAUUUGUCUAUUUUCACUGGUUGAGUGUGCGAUAGAGGUUAAGAAUGUAACAAUCACUGGCAAUGCCGUGAUCUCCACCCCAAACUUUCCGCAACAACUCGUCACCCGCUUCGGCGAAGAGCCAGCGCUCGUCGAUUGGCGCCUCACCCCGUCGAGAGUCUCGGCCCUUCGACCCGAGUUUGAUCGACUCGAUUUGACGGCGGACGAUCGUCUCUAUUUCUGCACCGAGCAGCAAUACGCGCAAUGUGCCGAGACGUGUCCUUGCGAUGACAUCGAAUUUUGGGAACGACGAAAAACCUGGCAAGCUGAAAAUGGAUCUUUGAUUAUUGCUUUUCGACCUGAAAUUCCGAAACAAGAUGCGAAACCCUUACGUCGUCUAGGGUUUAGGGCUACGAUUUUUGAAGCUGAGUUUCUGGCAUUACCAUGUACGCAAACCAUUGAUAUUACCAACCAAACUUCACCUUAUUAUUUGUUAUCAUCCGGUUCUUCUCCACUUGCGGAAUGUCGCAUAAAACUCGUGACUCAAACUAGCCAUAUGAGAACCAUCCUAUCGGACUACCACCUGGAAGGCAAUGAUCAAAUUAACAUGACAGGCUUAGAUUUUAAUGCCUAUUCAAUUGAUAGUAACACGACCGGAAUGCAAGUUUUCUAUUUUCGAAUUGUCGUCGAUAUUAGCCUACAGCUACUGAGCAAUUCCAGCUAUUUUGUGCUGUAUGCAGAACCAUAUGAAAUGCUACCUCAUAGCUGUGACCUAAACCGGACGAGUUAUCCAAAUGAGGAGUUCCGGAUUACGACAAAUGGCUAUGAUAAUUAUUUGAACUAUGCUAGCAAUCUGAAAUGCGAGGUGACAUUUGAUGGCUUGGAUGCAAAUUCACAAGCUGUCCUCGAAAUUGUGGACUUGAGAAUGGAAAAAGGGAUCGAUAUGAUGGUGCUUACUGUACUGAACAAAACGAUAUCCCAAAUGGAUCCCGAUCACCGCUUUCGGGUCUGGCCGGUCGGUCAAGCUGGGGCAUCGAUAGGAAUUUACUCAGACGCCGUUGAAAACGGCAUUGGAUUGGAUGCUAAUUUGCAUAUUUUAGAUUUUUAUCGCUACGAUCUUGAUCAAAAUACACCAAUCCUGUACCUAAAUGGUGUAUUCUGGAGUGGCAUUUAUUGGACACAACCGAAACUCUGGUUGUAUAAUAGAUCCGAAAUCGCUGUCCAUUUCAAGGGUAGCACAUCGCUGAAUCACCUAGAUACCGGCUUUGAUUUUAGGGUUACAGCAGCUAUGCCUCAAACUACAUACCUCGAUAUCUGCAAUAGUUCUAUAGUUCACAUUACAAUGCCGCAAGAGAACGCCUUUUGGCAAUAUCAAAUUACGACAUAUGGUAAUCAAUGCGGUGGAGCUAUAAAUUACAUGUUUUCUGAUCAGUUGAUUAAUACGUUUAAUCUGAGCAAUGUGGAGGGUUGCGUACUUUACGUACACAAGAUUCCCGGGGUACCAUUAAAUUUCUAUAUUGGUUGGAUGGCUGCACCUUUUACGAUUCAAAUCCCAGCGAAUUUUAGCAGUGGCGAGCAGCUUUUGCUAGAUUUUGAGCAAGACAUCCAUCUCCCCGACGAUACUAGCGUUUUGAUCGGGUCUUCCGAUUAUUUCCAAAUAACCGAUCAAACAAUGUUCAAAGGGGGAUAUGCAGCUCCAGCUUACUAUGUACACUUCCCCAACAACCAAGUCAUCGAAUUCACCCUGCUCCAAGACCUUGGGGACGGGACGCUAUAUUUUGGGAAUGAGACCCGCCGCUACAACGGCACGGACGGGGUUUUCACGAAGAUUUUGAUGAACGGCACAGAGAUCGUCUACAAUUCAACGUUGUCGGGCAACGGGCGAUUGAUUGCAAAAUUGUCGACUCAAGUGGAGACGACUAGCUCGAGCUCCGUGAUGCAGACAUCAAGUACGACCGGUCUACCGACUUCUGAGGCUGCUCACACGACGAGUUCGGGGAGUACAGCUACCGCAACGAUGGGUUCGACCGUCGUACCUCCUGUUACCACAACAAAAUUAUCUGAAUCGAAAUGUUUUAUUGGGUCUGUGUUGUUAUUACUGUCAUUAGUAGCUCUACGGAAUUGG
This is a messenger RNA of Mesorhabditis spiculigera, 2121 nucleotides long. The record is from the annotation of a GenBank genome assembly. Lineage: Eukaryota; Metazoa; Nematoda; Chromadorea; Rhabditida; Rhabditidae.